CGUGACUGUCAUCAAGUAACGUUAGAGGGGCAGAGAACAGCAGAGCAGUCGGUGCUCCGCUUAUCUGUAUCGUCGGGACUUUGGAAGUGGCCGGGGCGGGGGAGACGGGUAGCCAACCUCGGGAUUCAGGGAAGAUGGAAAUAAGUCGUUCUUUUCGAAUAUCUUCUUUGUACGCUUUCAUAGCUGUAUUGUAACGUUCAGGACAACUUACCGUACAUUGUGUUUUGUACCUUUUCCGUUUUGGAACCCACCAGCGUUAGCUAGCUUAGCAGCCAACGGCUGAUACUGUCAGACACACAGGUACAGGGGAGGAGAGGAGGGGUUGGUGACAAAGGAAGGUGGCGAGGUAACGAUGAACCGCUUUCGAAAGUGGCUGUAUAAGCCCAAGAGGACGGACCCUCAGCUCCUGGCCCAGUUCUACUACGCUGAUGAAGAGCUGAACCAGGUGGCCACUGAGCUGGAUGGCCUUGACGGCAGAAAGGACCCUCAGAGAUGUACCCUGCUGGUCAACCAGUUCCGCUCUUGUCAGGACAAUGUGUUGAACAUUAUCAAUCAGAUCAUGGAUGAAUGUAUCCCCAGUGACCGGGCCAACAGAGACUUCUGUGUCAAGUUCCCAGAGGAGAUUCGUCAUGACAACUUGGCAGGGCAGCUGUGGUUUGGGGCUGAGUGUUUGGCUGCUGGCUCCAUCAUCAUGAACAGGGAGAUAGAGAGUAUAGCAAUGAGACCCCUGGCUAAGGACCUUACUCGCAGCCUGGAGGAGGUGCGUAACAUCACCAGAGACCAGGCCCUGAGAGACCUUAACUUGUACACGGACCGCAUGAAGGACGCAUUGCGACAUUUCGACAGCCUUUUUGCUGAGUUUGAGCUCAGUUAUGUGUCAGCCAUGGUGCCUGUGAAGUCUCCCAAAGAAUACUAUGUACAGCAGGACGUGAUUGUGCUCUUCUGUGAGACUGUGGAGAGGGCCCUGAAGCUGGGCUAUCUUACACAAGACAUGAUCGAUGACUAUGAACCCGCACUGAUGUUUACAAUUCCCAGACUAGCCAUUGUGUGUGGGCUGGUUGUGUAUUCAGAGGGGCCUCUCAACCUAGACAGAAAAUCAGAGGACAUGUCUGAACUCUUCCGUCCUUUUCGCACUUUAUUGAAGAAAAUCAGAGACCUGCUGCAGACCCUGACUGAGGAGGAGUUGAUUACACUGGAGAGGAACCUGUGUAUCUCUCAGGACGGGGAGUUGUCCACAGACCAGGGGCUGGCCACAAACAGCUUACCAGCUCCAAUCCAAGAGAAUCACUCAUCCUGCAGCCCUGCUAAUGACACCUUCAAGGGGGAGAGUGAGGGGGAGCAGGAGAAUCUGUCUCUGUUUGUCUGUCCCAGCCAGGAGGAGGAGCCGGCGGAAGUGGAAAAGGGCUGGGAGGAGGAGCAGGAGCAGGGCCUGCUCUGUGAGGAGGCAGAGGAGGCUGAGUUGGCCUGCUCCAUGCAGUACGAUGAGGAGGAACUGGAGCAGCUCAACAUGAUGGUGUAUCGCGUGGGAGACGAGAUGUCCACCUUGCUGUCGCCUCCCAGCCAGGGUCAGUCCCCAGCAAACCAUCCCCACAGAGGAGAGGCAGGAGGCUCCAGUGGGGCUUCCAGCACUGAGGCCUCUCCCCGCAGGCUCCUGGUGGGCCAGGGUAGGACAGGCAUCUACGUAGAGGAGGACAGGGUCUUCCUCAUGGACGACCUGGACGCAGCAGGAGACAGCAUCACCAGCAUCUCAAGAGAGGCCUGUAGUUGUGUUGCCUCUCCUUCUAAAGCACCAGAGUCUGUUUGUCCUGUGCAGCACAAACCGGGACCACGGCCAGACUCUACCAGGAACGGCUGGUACUCUGAGGCCCAGUCAGAGCAGCCAUGCCCGCAGCCACGCAGCCAGAACACACACUGUCCUAAUGCAAAGCGCCCUCCUUGCACUUCCGCUCCUGGCUCUGAACCACUGCCUUACACCAACGGGUGGGAGAUGGGUUUGGAGGGGACAGCGUCUGAAACAGCAGAGGUCAUCGCCCACCGUAUGGGUGGGAUGAAGCUGUCUGCCACGGUCAUCUUCAACCCUCGCUCACCCAGCUUGACGGAGCUGGCUGUUGACAAGCUGCUGCUGCCGCGGCCCGCUUCCUCUGAGAUUGAGCCCUGCAGCCCCCUGGUGGCCACUCACUGCCUGCUCAACUCCUGUGUCUGCUGUGGGAGCUGUGAGGAUGGCCAUGAGGAUGCCAUCACCACAGAGACCAAUGGACUCGGGUUAGGCCUCGCCCUGGGAUUGGACAAACACUGUAAGACCGCAGCCCCCAGCACUGUCAUCCAGUCUUCUGCUUGCCGGCUGCCCCCACGAGGUCACGAGCCUCACAGUAAGGGUGAGCUCGCCCAGUUGACUCCCCCUUCUUCCCGCUGCUCUGCAGAGAUCCUGGAAGAGGAUUCAAACUCCCAACUCUGUGAGAAGUGCCUGGUGGUGGCUCCGGGGCCUGGGCAUCACGCUCAGGACUGUGGCUCCAGUGGAGGGGAUGGACCCUCCCCAUGCAGACACCAUCUGGGGACUGAAAAGAGGCAGCAGGCUAGUGGAGGCCAUCAGAGGGACAAGGAGAUGGAUAAGGACAAGCCAGGAACUAAAGACAUGAAGAGGGACACCAAAGAGGAAAGCAGGAGGAGCUCUAGUUUUCAGAACUCUCCCCUCAGCUCUGUGUCAGGUAGUGACUGUGAGAGUGUGUCGGUCACCACAUGUAGUCUGACAAGCAGUGCAUACACUCCCAGCCCUGUCAGCAGUCUGACCCCCAGCUCGGGGAUGUCAGAAGACCUGGACCAUCAGGAGAUCCAGCUGGCCCUGCAAGUUGCCAAGAUGGCUGCCAGGAACAAGAUCCGAUCACGCUUCCACAGCAGCAGCGACCUCAUCCACCGUCUCUUUGUUUGUAUAUCAGGUGUUGCUGAUCAGCUGCAGACCAACUAUGCUAGUGACCUUCGCAGCAUCCUCAAGACUCUGUUUGAAGUCAUGGCAACCAAGUGUGAGCAGGGAGACAACGAUAAGCAAAAGAAAGCAGGUCCUGUUCUGCGUAGUGCAGUGCUGGAGGACUGUGCUCUCUGUCAGGAGACCAUUUCCUCAUCUGAAUUGGCAGCCAAGGCCCGGGAGGGCCACUUCGAAGACCCUCCGGACUGGGUCCCUGAUGAAGCCUGCAACUCCUGCAUUGCCUGCAAAGCUCCCUUCACUGUCAUCCGCAGGAAGCAUCACUGUAGAAGCUGUGGAAAGAUCUUCUGCUCUCGCUGCUCCUCCCAUUCUGCUCCUUUGCCCCGAUAUGGCCAGAUGAAGCCUGUCAGGGUUUGCACACACUGCUACAUGUUUCAUGUCACGCCCUUCUACAGUGACAAGGCCAGCAUCUGACCCCAGAUCAUCACCGAAAGCACACAGUCCGCCAUAACAAGAGCAUAUGCAACGGACAGAUCCAAGGCUGUGUACAAAGCAAAUGCCACACUGCUCUGUUAAACUUAAUGGUCGCCAUCGUACCUGCUAAGCAAGGCUUCAGAGCAGAGAGACGAGACACGCAGCCACGAGUGAUGUUUCGAUCUGUUUCUGUUGCUUCUGAGAGACUGGAGCAUCACCGGGAACCAAAGGGUUUGAUUUCAGUGCCCAGCCAACACACACAAAUGAUUCACAAAUGCCUGUCUGACUAUAGAAGUGCAAAAGGGAGAGGGGAUAAACAGGCAAUAACAGAUUUUGACAUUUGGCAUUGUGCAACAAUCCUCUGUAGCAGUUUGCAGCACAAAAUCAGAACAGGCCACCUUGAUUGUUUUGUUGUGUUAAUUGUAAAUGAAAGGACUUGUGACAUAUUUUCCUAUGAUUUAGCGAGCUUCCUACAUUUGUGCCAGAGCUCCCACGGGACUCGGAUUACUCAAAAGAAUGUAAGUCACGAUAACCAUGUAAAUAAGGCUAAUCUGGUAAUAGCUACACUACAAUGUCUUCAGUAAAUGGUUGCUAUUUAUAUGGGAACUGGAAAGCAAUCUUCACUAGGCUACCACUCCCACUAAAGCAAAAAUGAAAAACAGACAGCUUUUAUAUUGAGAUUCCUUCAUGCUUUUAAUGCCAAUGAAUGUGUAAUUCUGUAUCACUUUGUGAAAUGUGCUCUAGGUUCCAACAAGUUUGAUCGUUCACCUCUUGAUGGCAAAGGGCUGUGCCCCUUGCUUUUACAGUUGCACCAUGGCAUGUUUAGUUUUCUCUGGGGACUCCGCUGCACACUGAGAUGGAUAAAAGGGAUUCAUUAGUCAUCACCGUCAGGGCUUGAAGGCCCCCUAGUGGAGAGUUGGCCUGUCUUUGCUCAGUGCUCUCAUCACCUUGUUGUGUACAAUUUGUUCUGAAUCAGAGGCCUUCUCAGGUGCUGGCCUACAGACUACAGGCCAGUUAUUGCCCAUUGAUUUCUCUUCCUCACGCUCGAUAUAGUGCAAUAUUGUGACUACUAACUGCAAUGGUCCUGCACAUUUUAGAGACAACCCUUUGCUAUUUAAAUUGUAGCCAUUUCUGAAGAGAGAAGGUAUAUACUAAAUUAUUUCCAUCUUUGGCUCUGGUGGUACUGUCGGACAGGAACAGUUAUUUUGUUCCCAGACUGACAUCAUUUGCACCUGACUUCCUUUCUGCUCUUUGAUCUGCAUCCACUGCAAUGAGUAUCUUCCAUGCUUAUUAUAUAUUAGUUUGUACAUCUGAAUGGUCUGAAGUGGCCAAUCUACAAAUAUGGACCUCUGAGCGACAUGGAUGAAAUAUCACAUUAUGUCCAUUCUGCUCUGACGUGAAGCAGUUUCUCAGGCAUUACAUAAUCAAAAUCACUCACUACUGUUGGAUCAAUCUUAUUUUCAUCAAAGAACAUAUAAACUCACUUUUAAAAGGUAUGUGUUUUUUCUUUUAUAAAGAACAAAAACAAUGUAUGACGCUAUAAUUACUUUUAUGUAAAAUACAAGGAGUCAUGCAGUAAUUAAAGGGCGGGAUAUAUUAUUAUUGUUUCAGAGCUUCAUCUUAUUUUGUAAAAUUCCAGGACAUUUCCAUGAUAAGAGCUGUGUGAAAUAUUCAACAAACAAAUAAUGUUAUAUAGUUUUAAAUGCGAUGUAUAUUGAAAUAAAUUACUUUUUCCUGUUUAAAAA
Messenger RNA from Siniperca chuatsi (mandarin fish), 5136 nucleotides. It is a transcript of the gene zfyve28, whose product is annotated as zinc finger, FYVE domain containing 28. The transcript has 14 exons. Gene Ontology annotation, cellular component: early endosome membrane. Gene Ontology annotation, biological process: negative regulation of epidermal growth factor-activated receptor activity. The record is from RefSeq and is a predicted model, not a curated record. The coding region runs from base 353 to 3391 and encodes 1012 amino acids. Gene Ontology annotation, molecular function: metal ion binding. Lineage: Eukaryota; Metazoa; Chordata; Actinopteri; Centrarchiformes; Sinipercidae.